AUGACUUUUUCUCAAGAACUACCGAAAGGUGUGGAAAACUUUUUGUUAAAUGUAUCGGUGGAAAAUCUUCUUAGGGCUCAAGAUCUCAUUCCCUUACUUUCUCCCUUGGAGAGCGAGAAACACGAAACAUCAGUAGAAUACGAUUUGAAUCGCUGGCUCGAGAAUGACGCGAAGUAUAAUGUAGUCGAUGACAGCUAUCGUAAUGGAUUCGGCGAACGACCUCGAAUGGGAUUUUUCAAGUUCUUCGGUUUCUUUCUUGGAAUACCUUGUUUCGUUCUUCAAGGAAAAGGUGGUCAAAUCAUAAUUGUGCGCGGUGUUGUACAAUCGCUGGAACAAAAACAUGAGAAAAUGCUGAGAGAAGUCCAUCGACGUCAAUCAACUUUAAGAAGCAAGCAGGCAUAUAAAAAACGACAUGAAUACCUGAGAGUAUUGCUAGAGGAUUCCGAUGAUGCUCAAUCAUGCCUACUAUUGUCCUUGAGGUCACUCGUCAGACGAUUGGGAUUCGCACGAGAACGUUUGAUCCUCACAAGGCCACGGCGAGAAAUUCACCUUCCCGCAGAUGUUUGGUCCAAUAUUCUCGAGAACUUUGCGCCGAAUCUACAGACCAUCAACUUUAAUAAUGGGAAAUUGAACCUUAUGCUUAAGAGAUGGAUGAUAUCGAAAGUCCUGUUUCAAAAGGCAGUCUCACUUUACUACAGAGAGGCCAUCUUCUCGUUCACCCCACACGCAUUUAUGAACUGUACUACCGUCAAAAUCAUGAAGAAAAUCACCAUAGAUAUAUCGUUACAUCAAUGGCAAAGACGUACGAUCGGCACAGAAUCCACCUGCGAUCUACCGAAGACAACAAAACCAAUUGAAGCUUAUACUUUGCAAAAGCGAUUGAAGGAAUGUACUGCAUUGGUGGAACUCCGGUUUAUAAUUCCACGCUGUACAAAAAUUAAAGAUCGUGCUGCUGGGGACUGUGUUUCUUUAUCCAAAGCUGAUCUCCGCGAUCUUCAAAGAUGGAAAGGGUCAUGCGAUUGUUACAGCUCCAGAGAAAGGUCAAACUUACGCUCCUCGGCCACUUUGAUACCAGUUGAGAUUUUUUAG
Sclerotinia sclerotiorum 1980 UF-70 is the source of this 1089-nucleotide messenger RNA. RefSeq lists its product with no specific name. The transcript has 3 exons. Lineage: Eukaryota; Fungi; Ascomycota; Leotiomycetes; Helotiales; Sclerotiniaceae. Bases 1 to 1089 code for a protein of 362 amino acids. The record is from RefSeq and is a predicted model, not a curated record.